Camellia sinensis is the source of this 1063-nucleotide messenger RNA. Lineage: Eukaryota; Viridiplantae; Streptophyta; Magnoliopsida; Ericales; Theaceae. The record is from RefSeq and is a predicted model, not a curated record.
CAAUAGUGAAUAGGGCAGCCAUCCACUUGAAGAGGAUGGACCAACCAAAUAGGGGGGAUAAGGAUAGGACCCGUCCACUGAAUUGUCUCCCCACAGCAGCAUAUCUUAGCAACUGUGUGAGCCACAUUAUUCAAAGCCUGACGGACAAAGCGAGAAAGGACUUUUGAGAAACCAUGGCAAAGGUUCAGGAUAUCUUGCACCACGAGUAGAAGGACAUGCAAGAGAGCUGAUGGAAUUGGCAUUGAUUUAAAUUGGAUUGUCCUUGAACUAAAAUGCCUUGGCACCAGCGCAUCAAAUUGCCAAAGUUGACUUAUAAGGGUUAGACAAUGCUUUCACUCGGUUCAACUUGAUGCUCACAAUAAUACUCUUUCUGUCUUUCACAUAUUUCUGCACAAAUUCUUUUACAUGUUUUCCCUUGACAUGAGUUGCCUUAUAGUCAUGCACUAAUAAAGCAAACCAAGACACAAAAAUGGAUGCUAUAGAAGCUGAAAAUUUGGAGUUAAGGUCCAAAGUUUCCCAUAUUGAGCAUGCUCCGAAUAACUUGACAAACACAUCUAACCAGGUGACAACAGCUUCUAGUCCUCUUGACAUGGCAGCUCAACAUCAAGUAUGGUCCAUGUCAUCGAUACAAGAUGCCUCUCUUGCUCAGGUGGGAGAUAUAGUUGUUCUAAAAAGUAUCAUUAAACUAACAGAAACAGUUGCAAUCGGAGUACUUAAAAGCACAGACGCAUCUGAAGAAGUAGAAAGGGAAGACCUAGGACUUGACUAUUGGGAGGUACAUGUUUAAGUGGCAGUCAAACCUAAUGAGAGCUUGAUCCGAUCAUAUGGACUUGUUAAAACAGUUGGACAAGCUAUUGGAGUUCAUGUUGCUUGGUUUGCUCCAUUUGUGGUAUAUUUCUUUCGUAAAUACUAAUUUCAUUAACAAAUUUAUAUUAACUUAAUAUAGUUUCAAUUACCUUUAUAUGUUUAUCUUUUGGAUGCAAAUUUUGCAAGUUAUGGAUCCUAGCCAAGAAUAUUUAUACAAGUGAGGUUGAGAAUUUGGGAACUGAUUUUAUUUUGAUAA